Molecule: messenger RNA, 432 nt
Organism: Trichoderma gamsii
Lineage: Eukaryota; Fungi; Ascomycota; Sordariomycetes; Hypocreales; Hypocreaceae
Product: endoribonuclease L-PSP
Exons: 2
Coding region: 1-432 (143 amino acids)
Cellular component (GO): cytosol
Molecular function (GO): deaminase activity
Source: RefSeq, a predicted model, not a curated record
AUGUCCAACUUGAAGUAUUAUUCUUACAAUGGCGUCGGUAAAAAGAAUGUAGAGAAAUAUUCUUACAACCAGGCCGUCCGUGUCGGCGAUCGAAUUGAAAUCUCUGGUCAAGGAGGAUGGCACCCUACCACCGGCGAGAUCAAAAGCGAUAUCAAUGCGCAAAUCGACCAGGCUUUCGCCAAUGUUGAACUAACCUUGAAGGAUGCUGGCGGCAAAGGAUGGUCGCAAGUUUAUCGUGUCAACUCUUACCAUCUUCCUCUCAACGACGAGGCACUGGAGGCCAUGGUACGCAAUUUCAAGACUUAUAUGCCUGACCAUCAACCCAUCUGGACUUGUAUUGGAGUUCAACGAUUAGGCGAGGAUCCCAUGCGUGUGGAAAUUGAGGUGGUCGCGCACGAUCCCGAAGGAGCACAAGCAGCAUCCAGCAAAUGA